Molecule: messenger RNA, 724 nt
Organism: Cephus cinctus (wheat stem sawfly)
Lineage: Eukaryota; Metazoa; Arthropoda; Insecta; Hymenoptera; Cephidae
Exons: 4
Coding region: 104-508 (134 amino acids)
Source: RefSeq, a predicted model, not a curated record
UCUCACAGUAUAUAUACGUAUUCGCCCAGGCUGGCAGCUACAAUAAUUCUCAGCAACGUCGUUCAGUUUAUAUCAAUUUAAUCAAAGAACUUGUAUUUUAAAAAUGGAUCAAGCAUUAAAGAAUUUCGUGCUCCUUUGCUCGCUCCUACCGUUGACACUAGGAGGCGAUGUCCCAGUAGGUGGUUGCAGUUGUGCUGUACUUGAUGUAGAAAGUUUGGAUCCGAUAAUUGAGCAAACAUUGCAGUAUAACAUAACUUGUGACCAGGAAGGUGCAGAAAAAUGUCAGCAGCUCUGCAUGGCACUGGCACAAGGCGCCAAGGAAAAAGCGCCGGCUAUGAUUUGCGAAAAACUCAACAAACAUGUGGAUAACUUGAAGGUCGCCGUAUACACCAAAUCGUGUGACGCAACUUCUUGGAUGUUCACCGGGCUGAAAAGUCCGGAGCCAAUCUGUUGUCACAAUGGAAAACCAGCUGUCUGUAACUCUAUGCUAUCUAUUAUUGAAGAAUAAUGUAAUCUUCUAUACGGGUUUCACUGAAACGCAAUGAACUCAUUUAUUUUGCAAUAUAAUAUUUUGGGAGGCGGUAACCAGGACUUCACUGCCAUAGCGUUAUAUAUUCAUUUUAAGAAUAAUUGACAUUAUUUGCUUAUUGUAUGACGAUCAGGCUACGAAACUGGAUUUCCAAAUAUGUAUUAAUGUGUUACUAAAAAAAAGUGUGUGUAAUAA